Molecule: messenger RNA, 4011 nt
Organism: Rubroshorea leprosula
Lineage: Eukaryota; Viridiplantae; Streptophyta; Magnoliopsida; Malvales; Dipterocarpaceae
Source: the annotation of a GenBank genome assembly
AAAUAGCUACACAGCUGUUACGAUGGACAUCCUUGCAUCUAAAUAUAUCUCAAUCUCCCGGUCCCGAAAUAACUGCUUGGAGAUACACAUCAAAUCCCGAAUAUCUUGCUUGGCUCAAUCUCCCGGUCCCGAAAUAACUGCCUGGAGAUACACAUCGGAUCCCGGAUAUCUUGCUUGGCAUCUUGUAGCCCUGAUUAUUGCUGACUUAAGCAUCGGAGUAUCUACCCCGAGGAUCCACCUCGGGGCUUUGCAGGUCCAUUCAGAGUGCAGAUACGGACUGAAGAAGGACUUUUUGUUUGGUGCAGUUACAUUUUGGCGCCGUCUGUGGGAAACUGAACUAAAGGCUUCCUUGUUGCUCUUAUCAUGGUUAAAACUAGGUCAGCCUGAGGUGGAAACUCGUCUUAGCCUCUUGGACGAGCUAGUGCUGGCUCAGCUGUUAGCCCGGAACAAUCCUGGUGAUCCACUCAUUAACCUACUUAAUCCUGCUCCACAACCCCCAACCCUACCACAAAAUCCUGAACCAGUUCAGCAUGCUCCCGCUGUUAGUGAAUCUCAGGGCCAAUCUCACGUCGCACCAGCUCAGCAACCCCCUCAUGAUGAUGUCACUCGAUGUUUAGAUAGCUUAGAAAAGCUAGUGGCCCAGAACGCCUCUGAUGCGUUGAUGUGCAAAAUCUUUCCCCUUACCCUCCGAGGUAAUGCUCGAACCUGGUACUACAGUCUACCUCCGAGGUCAAUCAACUCUUACACAGAAAUGACCUUUGCUUUUGCCACAAAGUUUUCCAGUAGAAGGUUGAUCAGGAAAACCACUUUUGAGCUGAUGCGAGUUAAGCAGAGGGACGGUGAGUCUUUGAAGAAUUUUAUGAGUAGAUUCAAUGAUGCAGUGCUGGAGGUUAACUCUUUCAACCAAGCUGUGGGAAUUACAGCUGUGAUCUCAGGUCUUAGCCAUGAGAGAUUCAGAGAUAGUCUGCUCAAACAUCCUGCCAACACCUUCAGCGAGGUAAAUGAUAGAUCGUUGAAAUUCAUAACUGCUGAGGAAUAUGCCCUAUCGCAGAACCUAACUCCUAUUAAGAACCAACACCUGGACUGGAAAGAUGAGAAUCCAAACAGGAAACGGAUGAAGACAACACAGAACCGAGGUCCGAUGUCGACUUCCACCCUGAGAUUUGGAAGGCCGAACUCAGCACCUCCGCAACAACUUGCAGGUAAACCUCCAGUUAAUUGGACUCCUUUUAAUUUACCGAGGUCACAAAUCUUUAUGCAGAUUAAGAAUAAGAUGGACUUAAGACGUCUGGGUCCAAUGAGAACUAUUGCUGCUACUAGAGACCAUACUAGCCACGAUUUGUCAGGGAACAAGGGACAUAGCCUCAAGGAGUCCGUAACCCGCCAAACAGGCAAGCACGUCUUUGUUGACAUAGGGAGUGCACUAGACAUCAUGUACUUCCAUUGUUUUGAAAGUCUUGGGUUGGAUCCGGCUCUAUUGCAACGGUAUGAUGGUCCCAUCUACGGAUUCAACAACCAGCCAGUCCCAGUUGAAGGAGUCCUCACCAUGAAUUUCCCAACUCCUACGGGAAUAGCAACGCUGCGAGGCAACCAGGAGGUGGCCCGACAUUGCUAUAUCACCUCGAUAACACAACCUCAGAAGGGCAAGGCUCAGACACCCGAGAUUAAUCCCAAACGGAUUCCUGAUGAUCGGCAAGUUAUGGGUGUUGAGAUAGUAGAUAACCGACCAGAAGAUGAAACCAGAGCUGCUCUAGUCGAAGAUGUGGAGGAGGUACAGAUUGAUGACAGAGAUCCGAGCCGGAAAACGCAAAUUGGGACUAAAUUGAACUCGGAGGAAAAAGCAGAGCUGAUAGCUUUUCUUCGGGCCAAUAAAGAUGUUUUUGCAUGGACUUCAGCAGAUAUGCCGGGAAUUCCCACUUCAGUUUCUCAACAUAAACUCAGUACCAAUCCACUCAAGAAACCAGUAGCCCAGAAGCGACGCCUUUUCGAGGGGGAGAGGUUAAAGGUUAUUAAAGAAGAAGUUGAGAAACUCCUACAAGCCGACUUUAUCAGAAGGGUAGAUUACUGUGAGUGGGUCGCCAAUCUGGUGCUGGUGAAAAAAGCGAACGGUAAAUGGCGGAUGUGCAUUGAUUACACUAACCUCAACGAUGCAUGUCCAAAGGACUGUUAUCCAAUGCCAAAUAUUGAUAAGCUGGUUGAGGCAGCUUCAGGAAAUGAGAGAUUGAGUCUCUUGGACGCAUAUUCAGGGUAUCACCAGGUGCCAAUGGCUCCCGCGGAUGAAGACAAAACCUCGUUCUAUGCCGGCGAUGACAUCUAUUGCUAUGUGAUGAUGCCCUUCGGCUUGAAGAACGCAGGUGCCACUUACCAGAAGAUGGUUACCAUUGUAUUUCGAUCUCAAAUAGGCCGAAAUCUGGAGGUUUAUGUUGAUGAUAUAGUGGUGAAAAGUUUGAAAGCUGAGGAUCACUUAGCUAAUCUCGAGGAGACAUUCAACAAUCUCAGGAAGAACAGAAUGAGGUUAAACCCAGCAAAGUGUAUCUUCGGUGUGGAGUCAGGAAAAUUUCUAGGCUUCAUGGUAUCUAGAAGGGGGAUUGAGGUCAACCCUGAGAAGAUCAAAGCAGUAGCCAAGAUGGAGCCACCAAAGUCGAUAAAAGAUGUACAGAGGUUGACGGGGAGAGUAGCAGCUCUGCAUAGAUUUAUUUCGAAAUCAGCAGAUAAAUGCUUGCCGUUCUUCAAGAUUAUCAGAUUGGCAACCCAGAAGGAUGACUCUGGCAAACAAAAGAAGUUUGAAUGGAAUCCAAAAUGCCAAGAUGCAUUUGACGAGCUGAAGUCUUAUCUUAGCUCACUUCCUUUGCUGACAAAGGCCGAGGAUGGAGAAAUCCUUUACUUGUACCUUGGCAUAUCGGAUGAAGCUAUCAGUUCUGUGCUAAUAAGGGAAGAGGGGAAGCAACAGAAACCAGUCUACUACAUCAGUAGUGUGUUACAUGGAGCUGAAGUUAGAUAUUCCAUUGCUGAGAAAGCAGCCUUAGCAGUUGUCACUUCGGCCAGGAAACUGAGACCAUUGAUCAAAUGGGCAGUUGAACUGGGCGAAUUCGAGCUCACAUUUCAGCAGAGGUCAGCAAUCCGAGCUCAGGCUCUCGCUGAUUUCAUAGUAGAAUGUACCUCGGCUCACUCUCAUUCCCAGUCCGAGGUGGACAGUUGGAUUUUGUAUGUUGAUGACGCAUCAAGUAACAAAGGUUCUGGCGCUGGUGCACUCUUACUUGGCCCAGAGGGCAAAAUCCCUCGAGCUGAGAAUGAACGAGCAGACUCCCUCUCCAAGUUUGCUUCGGAUGGCAACCAAAGCUCCAGAUCAGUUUUUGUGGAGGUCUUAAAUGAAUCAAGUUUCAUGAAGCCACGGGUGAUGGAGAUCAGCACAGACCCAAGCACUCCGAGCUGGACUGACCCAAUCCUCUCUUUCUUGCGAGACGGGAUAGUACCUGAGGGCAGGCAGGAGGCAAUGAAGUUGAGGAGGAAAGCAUCUUGGUAUACACUUGUUAAUGGGGUCCUCUAUAAGCGAUCUUUCUCUCUACCUCUUCUACGGUGCUUAAGCCCCUACGAAGCAGAGUAUGCACUUCGCGAAGUACAUGAAGGUGUCUGUGAAAGUCACGUAGGUGCUAGAACUCUGGCUCACAAAGUCUUAAGGCAGGGAUAUUACUGGCCGAACAUGUACAAAGAUGCCACUCACUUUGUUCAGAAAUGCUUGAAAUGCUAGUUCUUUGCGCACUUGACUCACCAGCCUGCAGAAGAGCUCACUACUCUGGUAGCACCAUGGCCAUUUGCUCAGUGGGGAUUGGAUCUUUUGGGCCCAUUCAUGAAAGGGGUUGGUGGUGUAACCCACCUGAUUGUCGGUGUAUAUUUCACAAAAUAGGUUGAAGCUCGGCCAUUAUCCAGUCUUACUUCCAAGAAGGUCGAAGACUUUGUUUUCAGCUCAAUCAUCUGCAGAUAUGGGAUCCCGAAUAAGAUUUUGGCUGAUAA